AUGGCGACCGCCGCGACAGCUGUUUAUCCGAAUAUGCGGGAAACAUUUGAACAUCUUCAGACACCCACCGAUAAGUCCGCCGCAAGAGACCUGGAGGCAUGUUGCUUUCCUACACUCACCGACGGCGUUGUUACCACCACCACAACUGAACGAAUCCCCGUCGCAUUGAAUAGUUUGCGCGCUCGAGAGGUUUGCGAGAAGCUCCAGAUAUCCUUGCCGCGUCUUGUCAGCGCUGCGUGGACCUUGGUCUUGAAGUUAUAUACUGGAGCCGACAAGCUAUGUUUUGGCUACAUCGCCACAGAGUAUCAGAGCGGAGUACUUCUCUGCUAUGCCGACCUAGAAAAUAGAGAAACAACAGUCGGAGGUCUUUUGAGAGGGGUGCAACCCGAGCACUACCCUCUAGAUGAAGGAGAUGAGAAGAAGCGCAAUCAUAUCCUAUUUGACACUGUCGUCUCUACGAUCGAAACGGCGCGAGUGAUUGAGGAGGGCGCCAACGUACCCCACAUCUACGUCAAUAUUGAUAUCGCUGCAACUCUCACAACUAUUCACCUAAAUUUUCAAACUGCUCACCUGAGCCCCGCGCAUGCGGCCAGCGUUGCUGAAACCCUAUCUCAGGCUCUCCAGCAGAUCAUAGAUGUUUCCGACAUCGAAACUGUAAAUGUCGAGCAACUCGACUUACUCGGCGACGAUCGCAGACGCCAGAUGAUCGAGAACAACGCGGCUGUUCCGGGGCCUAUCCAAACUACGGCCCACGCCCUAAUUUAUAAACGUACCCUCGAAAAUCCUACCGCCCCAGCAGUAGAUGGAUGGGAUGGUCAAUUUACUUACCAACAGCUUGACGAGAUUGCUACUCGUCUUGCCAGUUGCCUUGUAUCUCUUGGCGUUGGGCCAGAGGUUAUCGUUCCCCUUUGCUUCGAGAAAUCUACUUGGACCAUUGUCUCAAUGCUUGCAAUCAUGAAAGCAGGUGGAGGAAUGACCUUCUUAGACCCAUCUCACCCCGCGGAAAGACUGGAAGGCAUCCUUGCUCAAACAAAAGCUUCAAUCAUACUGGUGUCGCCAAAGUAUGAAGCCAUGUGGGAAGGUAGAGUCAAUCAUAUCAUUCCCGUCUCCCACGAGACGAUCGAGACAUUACCAAUUGCCGGUUCUUCGUCUCUCGUCAACGGAGUGGAACCACACAAUAUCCUUUACAUAAUAUUCACGUCAGGUAGCACCGGCACCCCUAAGGGUGUAAUGGUACCGCACAACUCAUUUCUCGCCGGUGUUCUUCAUCAAGCCAAGCAAGGUGGUAUGAUAACUAGCGCAUCGCGAGUGCUUCAGCUCGCAUCAUACACGUUCGAUGUAUCGAUCUUAGAAACUUUGACCGCACUUGUUCUCGGCGCUUGCAUUUGCGUGCCAUCUGAGGUGUCCCUCGCCGAUAGCAGCAAAGGUGGCAUUGCUGGUGCAGUCAACGCAUAUAAAGCUAGCUGGACCUUCCUUACGCCUUCUCUAGCCAAGGUGGUCCGUCCUUCCGACGUUCCUACCUUGAAGACCCUUGUUUUGGGAGGCGAAGCUCUCUCGCGAGUUGAUAUCGAUCAAUGGGCAGGCCAUUUACAGCUAGCAAACGGUUAUGGACCCUCUGAAUGUUCGAUUGCCGCGACAUGUAAUCCAAAGCUCAGCCUAACGUCAGACCCAGCCAAUAUCGGACGACCUAUGGGCGGAGUUGUAUGGGUUGUUACACCAGAUGACCCUAAUGUACUGGUCCCAAUUGGAGCACUUGGAGAACUGCUAGUCGAAGGUCCCCUCCUUGCCCGUGGUUACCUAGGAGACGAAGCCAAAACGAAAGCUGCCUUUAUCGACGCUCCUACUUUUGUCCUAGAUUCUUCAAAGCGGAUGUAUAGGACCGGUGACCUAGUUCGUGCGAACCCAGAUGGCUCGCUUACUUUUGUCGGCCGCAUUGGCACCCAAGCCAAAGUGCGUGGGCAACGCAUAGAACUCGGUGCCGUGGAGCACUUGCUUGGACGGCACGCCGAAGUCAGCCAUGCAAUUGCGCUAUUACCACCGUCAGGGAAUUUCAGGAAAAGAUUGAUCGCGGUAGUAGCGACCAAACGGAGUACAAGUAGCUCAGAGACUCAACUGUCGCUGCUUAAAGAUUUAAAUACUGCUGCGCUGAUCAAAGACAUGAAGGAAACGCUAGCUGCUAAGGUUCCAGGUUACAUGGUCCCAACGAGUUGGCUUUUAGUUGAGGGAAUCCCACUCAUGAGCUCCGGAAAAUUGAACCGUGUUGCAGUUUCCCGGUGGGUACAAGGGAUGGAUGAUGCCGUGUACCUGGAGGCCAUGGACCAAGAGGAAGACGUGGAUGCUGUGGAUUUGGCAGAGGGCACGACUCAAAGUGGUGGAUCCAUUCAGGAGAAACUCGUCAAAGUGCUCAGUCACGUCCUCAACCUCCCUUCGGAUAAAAUAAAAUCUCAUCGCAGCUUCCUUACCCUUGGCGGUGACUCUAUUUCGGCUAUGCAAGUCGUGUCGAGAAGCCGCUUGGAGGGCGUAGCUGUUUCCAUCAAAGAUGUUUUGACUGCAAAAACAAUUGCCCAUCUCGUGGGUCUGGCCCGAGAAAGUGGACAAUUUUCGAUAUUCACGGAGGAAACUUUUGACAAGUCUUUUGGACUCAGCCCAGUUCAAAACAUGUUUUUUGAAGCUGCAGAGAACUGGUUGGAGGAUGGUGAUACACAUUAUAAUCAAAGCUUUCUGCUUCGCUUGGAGAGGAGGAUCCCCAUCGAGCAGGUUGCGGAUGCAAUUGAACAGGUUGUGGCGCGGCAUUCGAUGCUCCGAGCUAGAUUCAACUGCGAUGACGAUGGAAGAUGGACUCAAUAUGUCCCCAAAGAAGUUGCAGGCGCCUACGAAUUCGCCUCCGUAAAGGAGAGUGAUAUGAAGAAGAUUGCAGCGAUGGCUUCAUUCCGCCAGACUCUUCUCGACAUUGAGAAUGGACCGGUCUUUACAGCAGACUUGUUUGUCUCCGAAGAUUCACAACUUCUCUUCCUUGUAGGACACCACCUUAUUGUUGACUGGGUUUCUUGGCGGGUCAUUCUGAAAGAUUUGGAAGAUUUACUUGUUUCUGGGCAAAUUACUUCAGAGACACCUUUGCCAUAUCAAACAUGGCUACAACUGCAACAAAACCACGCGGUUCAAAACCUCACCCCGCACCUCGCUUUCCCGUUCACUAUUUCACCUUCUGAGUAUACUUACUGGAGCAUGGACCGCAGUAGCUCGCUCUCUAUGAACACGACAGAGAAUACUACUCAGGCCAUCUUCCAACUUGAUAGCCAAACGACAUCAAGGCUUCUUCAAGACGUCCACUCUGCCCUUCGCACGGAGCCGCUAGAGCUGUUCAUUGCUGCACUCCUAUACUCAUUUACAAAUAUCUUUCCGGAUCGCCCUCCCGUGACUAUAUUCCGUGAAGGUCAUGGCCGUGAGCCAUGGGCAGAUGAAAUCGAUGUAUCUGGCACAGUCGGCUGGUUUACAACGAUGCACCCGUUCCCUGCUGCCGUAGCCAAAAGUCACACUUUUGUGCAAGUCCUCAAACACGUCAAGGAUGUGCGCCGAGCCAUCAAAGCAAACGGAUUCUCAUACUUCGCCUCGCGAUUUUAUAACGAGCAAGGAAAGAAAACCUUUGCUGGGCACGCGCCUGUGGAGGUCAUGUUUGAUUACCUUGGCUUGUAUCAGCAACUCGAGCGCUCUGAUGCUCUUCUGAGGAAAGAGGAGUGGCCCGAAAAUACCCACGUCUCAGAUGUCGGAAAGGAUCUCCUCAGGACGACGUUGUUUGAGAUAACUGCUGAAGUAAUCAAAGGAGAAUUACAGUUUACUUUUGACUAUUGCAAGUAUAUGGAUCAUCAAGACCGAAUCGAAGAGUGGGUCACUACUAUGAAGAGCACGCUCAGCAGCGUCGCUGAUCAGCUGGUCGGCCUCGAGAGGCAAGCGACUCUAAGUGACUUCCCACUCCUGCAGCUUCGGAACUACGAAGAUCUGGAUAUCUUGGUCCAGGAUCGGCUUCGCUGUGCUGGCGUUGAUAACAUUGAUGCGAUAGAGGAUGUCUAUCCUAUUUCCUCGAUGCAGCAGGGUCUUCUCAUUGCUCAAACCAAAUCUCAAAAACUUUAUCAAUACCAUGUGAUCCAAGAAGUCAGAACUGUAAAUGCCAACUACUCAAUCGAUAUCGAAAAACUGAUGGCUGCCUGGCAAAGGGUUGUGAAUUGCCACUCCUCACUCCGGACAACGUUCAUCCGUAGCGUGUCUGGAGAACGGACUUAUGAUCAGGUGGUUCUCAAGCAUGUUAUCGCAGACAUGGCUCACUCUAAGCAUGGAACGAAGGAAUUGGCACUGUCUUUCCUUGCUGCACAACCUUUCAUCAGCUUCGACAACGGCCAUGUUCCCCAUCGCCUCACCGUUGCCGAGGUCGUUGGCGGUCCUGUUCUGGUUAAAAUUGAAAUCAACCAUGCCAUCGUGGAUGGUGCAUCCAUGGCUGUCGUUGUCGCUGACCUUUGCGCCGCAUAUGAAGAUUCUGAAUACAGUCGUGUCGGAACGCCUUUUGCAGACCAUAUUUCCUGGCUUCAAGAGCAGGUUGACAACGGGGACUCGAUUAGCUACUGGACCGGAUAUCUAGCUGGCCAGGACCUAAGCAUGUUCCCCCUCCUCUAUGAUGGAGUUAAGGUGGAAGAGGAUCAGGCCAAGCUCCACAUGGCCACACUUGGCCUUGGCCCCGAGAUUACCACCGAGAUGCGCGCUUUUGCCUCUGCUCAGGGUAUCACAGUUGCAAAUAUUUUUCUACUAGCAUGGAGUCUCGUGCUUCGAGAAUAUACAGCAUCUGACCGUGUUGCGUUCGGUUUCUUGGGUUCUGGUCGUGGAGGUUCUCUUUCCGACAUUGAUGGCUCCGUCGGUGCGUUCAUCAACAUGCUCAUUUGCAGUGUAAAGUUCAAUCUUACUGCGACUCUCCGCGAGCUUUUGCAGACUACCCAAGAUCAACUUACCAAUAGCAUGGCUCAUCAACAUUGCAGCCUGGCGAAGAUUCAGCAUUCACUGGGGCUGCUACAUGGUCAAAAUUUGUUCAAUACUCUGGUGUCUUUCCAAGCGAUGCAGAGCGGAGAUAUGGAGUCUGACGCUAGUCUUAAGUUCUCAAAGGUUGCAGAGCACGAUCCCACAGAAUACGACAUCACUAUCAAUAUCUUCUCUUCUGAUGCUAGCACCUUGGUCAACCUGGCCUACUGGACGAACUCAUUUUCAGAUGCACAAGCGAACAACAUCGUGGAGACUUUCGGCCAAGCAUUGCAUCUCAUUAUUAACAAUGCCAACUCUCGUGUCGAAUCUGUCGAUCUGCUGAGCAAGUCCCACCUCAACCAGAUCCUCCUCUGGAACAACACCCAACUAGACCCUGUCAAUUCUUGUCUCCAUCGUUUCUUUGAAGCACAAGUAGCGCGUCAGCCAAAUGCUCCUGCUAUCAAUGGUUUUGAUGGUGACUUUACUUAUUCUGAGCUCGAUAUAGUUGCCACCAAACUUGCUCAACACCUAGCCCUCCACACCGGUGUCGGCCCUGGGUCUCAUGUUCCCUUCUGCUUCGAAAAAUCAACCUACGCGAUCAUCGCCAUGCUAGCCAUAUUGAAAAGUGGUGGUGCCUGCGUAGCACUCAAUCCCGCCCACCCUGAUGAGCGUUUGAAAGGUCUUAUCCAGGAUGUAUCUGGCCAAACAAUCCUUGCAAGUCCAGCUCAUACAGGGAGAUUCAAAGACACAGUCAAACACAUCGUGGAAGUAUCAGCCGAGUCUCUUGUACGGCUACCUAAUGUAAGUUAUACUAACAUAGAAUGGAGCGAUAGAGUCCAGCCCAGCAAUCCAGGCUUCGUCGUCUUUACCUCGGGUUCUACAGGAAAGCCUAAAGGCAUUGUUCUUUCCCACACCGCUCUCAGCAGCUCCGCGCGUGACCAUGGGUCAGGAAUGAGAAUUGAUGCCCACACGAGGGCACUGCAAUUUGCGGCUUACACAUUCGACGUGUCUAUUGGUGAAAUCUUUACAACUCUGGCUCGUGGUGGAUGCGUCUGCGUGCCUUCAGACCAAGAUCGUUUAAACGACUUAGUGCGGGUAAUGAAUGAUUUGCAAGUCAACUGGGCAUAUCUUACCCCAACAGUCGCCACCAUGAUCCAACCUCGCCAAGUUAAUCUGAACGUGCUCUGCUUAGGUGGUGAGGCGUUGAGACAAGAGAACGUGAUUACUUGGGCUGAACAUGUGCAUCUUGUUAAUAUCUACGGUCCCGCAGAGACUACUAUCUGGUCUACUGCGCUAGCUGGAUUGUCUCGUGAUACUCCUGCUGCUACCAUUGGCACCUCAAUAGGGCCAAGUUCAUUGAUGUGGGUUACAAGUGUGACUGACUACAACAAGCUUUGCCCGAUUGGUGUUGUGGGAGAGCUUCUCAUCGAAGGUCCUCUCCUCGCUGACAAGUAUAUCAAUGAUACCGAGCGAACAAAGACCUCAUUCGUUGAAAAUCCUGCUUGGGCCAAGGGAGGUCUCACCCGUCGCUUCUAUCGCUCUGGCGAUCUGGUACGAUAUAACUCCAACGGAACCCUGGAUUUUAUGGGUCGCAAAGAUACGCAAGUUAAGCUUCAUGGUCAGCGUAUCGAGCUUGGAGAGAUUGAGUAUCAUUUGAAACCAGCGAUACUCGCUUUUGGAGCAGUUGAUGCCGUCGUCGAGAUGGUUAAUUUAGGCAACUCGGCUCAUCUGAUGGCUUUUUUCACCAUGAAACAUGUUGAAAUCGAGACUCAAAGUGGCGAAAGCCAGUUCCUCACAACUAUGCCGGAUUUGAUACAGAAGAAUUUGGCUUAUGUCGAGAGUGUGAUGGCGAUGCGACUACCAGCCUAUAUGGUGCCCUCAACCUACGUCCCUAUCAGCCACAUGCCGACGACAGUAUCUGGCAAACUUGACCGCAAGGCUCUUAAGAACAUUGCAUCCACGCUUUCCUCCGAGCAACUCGCGAAGUAUGGAUCAGCUACGGCAGACAAACGUGCGCCCGGGACUAACAUGGAAAAGAGACUGCAGACUAUAUGGGCUCAGUGCAUGGACAUUCCUCCUGAGGCUAUUGGUGCUGAAACUAACUUCUUCCGUCUCGGAGGUGAUUCAGUGGUUGCCAUGAGACUGGUCGCCGCUGCUCGUACUGAAGGUAUUGUUCUCGAGGUCGGCGAUAUCUUCCGAUGUCCAAGACUGAUGGAUAUGGCUGUCACUGCUUCAGUUAGUCCGGACAUUAUUACUUCAGCUGAAUCCGUCGCACCCUUUACACUUCUUGGGCACAACCACCAGGACUCUGCUGCCAUGGAGCCGCACUUGGACGAUAUUGCUCUGCAAUGCCAAGUUGAUAAGGACGCAAUUCUGGAUGCAUAUCCCUGUACGCCGCUUCAAGAAGGCCUGCUCGCUUUGUCGGGCAAGCAACCUGGUGCUUAUAUUGCUCAGAACGUGUUCCGCAUUCCCGACGGCGAAGACGUUACUAAAUUCAAGAACGCUUGGAAUGUUGUAAUCUCUUCAACCGAUAUCCUGAGGACACGCAUUGUGUACUCAGAGUCAGUUGGGGCUGUCCAGGCCGUUAUUCGUGGGGAUGUUACCUGGCAACACGGCACAUCGCUUCAGGGAUAUCUCGACAACGAUAAGGAAAUACCUAUUCAAUAUGGUAGCCCACUUUCUCGUUAUGCGAUCAUUGAAGCCGAGCCUGAGCGAUUCUUCGUUUGGACUGCUCACCAUGCAGUAUACGACGGUGUUUCGCUGCAAGCUAUAUUAGAGAAAGUCUCCCAAGCGUACCAUGGAACCCAGGUGAUUCAGCACUCUCCAUUCAAUGUCUUCAGCAAGUAUCUCUUGAGCACCAAUGAUGAGAAACUUAAGAAAUAUUGGCAAUCCCAGCUUGAAGGCACACGACCGGCAAGCUUCCCGGAAAUCAAACCAGUGACCCUUCCCAAUGUAAUUGAUACAAGGUCAUGCACCCACAAGAUACAAUACUCCCAAAACGCAACGAGGUCACUCGGAAUAACUCUCUCGUCCAUUUUGCGCGCUGCUUGGGCCAUAGUUGUUGCUAGUCAUUCGGAUUCCGACGAGGCUGUAUUUGGAGUGACACUCACCGGCCGCAACGCACCCAUCAACGGUAUCGAGAAUUUGAUUGGACCAAUGAUCACAACUGUCCCACUUCGAGUCCAACUUCAGGACGAUCAGCCCGUCGCUAAGUUGCUUGAACUAAUGCAGAACCAAGCGGCUGAUAUGAUUCCCUUCGAACACGCCGGACUGCAAAACAUCCAUCGCCUAGGUGAAUCGGCACAGAAUGCCUGUGGCUUUCGAACCCUUCUCGUUGUGCAGCCUGGUGAUCAAGCGGAUGCUCAAGUUCUCGGCUUAGAAAUUGUCAAGGGCAACGAGCAAAGCUUCCACAGCUACCCACUUGUUCUCGAGUGUAAUAUUCUUGAUGAUGGUCAAGCUGAAAUAGACGUCGAGUAUAAUGCGAGCAUAAUAUCGACUCAAGCCCUAGGGUUCGUGUUGAACCAGUUUGGAAAUCUUGUUAAUAAAAUCAGCGCUAUCACGGCCGACUCUAGCUUGAACACUGCAGACCUUUACUUGCUCAGCCCCCGGGACCUGGCUCAGAUCCAGGAAUGGAAUGGUGUCUACCCAGAAAUAGUCAACGCAACAGUACACGAGAUGGUUGAGAGACAAGUCAUGGCGACUCCUAGCGCGAUUGCCGUCGACGGACAUGAUGGCUCUUUAACCUAUCAACAACUGGAUUACCUUGCAGCAAAAUUGGCACAAUAUCUUGUACAGCACUUUGGAGUAGGCCCUCAGAGCAUGGUCCCAUUUUGCUUCGACAAGUCGACUUGGGCCAUUAUUGCCAUGUAUGCGGUGCUUAAGGCUGGCGGUACCUGCGUGGCCUUAAAUCCAUCCCACCCGUUCGAUCGACUUCAGGAUAUCAUCGAGCAGACCUCGGCAGUACUCAUCUUGGUUGGGCCCGCGUAUCGCAACAAGUUUGCUGAUAUUGCUGCUAUGACGCUUUGUGUGGAGAAACGGACGCUCGAUGCCCUCCCUGCUAUGGUUAGCAACACGAUGUGGACAUCUGUCUCUCCUAGCAACGUCGGUUUCGUUGUUUUUACCUCAGGUUCUACUGGAAUGCCCCAGGGGAUCACUCUCGAACACCGUGCAUUGUGUACAAGUGCCCGCGCACACGGCCAUGCCAUGCGUAUAUCUUCCAAGUCAAGGGUGCUUCAGUUCGCACCCUAUACUUUUGCCGUAUCAAUUGGAGAAAUUUUUACGACAUUAAUCCACGGUGGUUGUGUUUGUGUACCCUCGGAAACUACGAGAAUGAGCAACCUUAUUGGCGUCGUUAAGAAUAUGAAUAUUAACUGGGCCUACCUAACACCAACUGUUGCUAUUUUGUUAGAACAUCCUUCCAAGGUGCCCACCCUUGAGACUCUUUGCCUCGGUGGUGAACCGGUUAAGAAGGAGAAUAUCGAAUUGUGGGCUGAUUGUCUCCACCUCAUCAACAUCUACGGCUCAGCUGAGACUACUAUUUGGUCCACUGCUCUCACAUCUCUGGCUGAUACUACUUCACCUGCUAAUCUCGGAUUUGGUAUUGGUGCCUGGAUGUGGAUUGUUAAUUCCGAGAAACAAAAACUUGCACCUAUCGGGUGCAUAGGAGAGAUUUAUAUCGAAGGUCCUAUAUUAGCUCGUGGUUAUCUCAAUGAUCCUAGUAGGACUCAAGCAACUUUCAUCGAGAAUCCAAAAUGGAUUUCAAAGUCAGAAAGCACCAGGCGGUUCUACAAGACCGGUGAUUUGGCAAAAUACAAUCCUGACGGCUCGAUCGAGUUCAUAGGUCGUCGCGACGCCCAGAUCAAGCUUCGCGGGCAGAGGAUCGAGUUAGCUGAAAUUGAGCACCAUCUGAAAUCUCAGCUCAGCAAGUUAAUUGGUGUUAUCGACGUAGCUGUGGAGAUGGUGAGACUUCCACAGCGCUCUACGGAUCCUCUGCUUGUGGCUUUCUUCACCGGACACGACAAUAAGUCUACCGAGAACCUUGAUCUCACCAUGUCCAUCGAGCUGAAGAGCAAGCUUAUCGAAGCUGAAAGUAACAUCGCAUUUGCACUCCCUCCAUACAUGAUUCCAUCUCUUUAUGUUCCACUUAAGUCCAUGCCAAUGUUGGUUUCCGGCAAGCGGGAUCAUACAAGGCUCCAGGAUAUUGCACAAAGCCUCAACAACGAUCAAUGCAAUAGCUAUUCUCUUACCUCCGAGGGCGAUAAACACAAUCCGUUCACAGAAAUGGAGGUAAAGCUUCAACGUCUGUGGUCCAAUGUUCUCGGUAUGCCACUUGAAAGUAUAGGCGCCAAGGAUAGCUUUUUGGGACUUGGUGGUGACUCCAUUAAGGCCAUGCGGCUUGCUGCAGCUGCACGAGCGGAGAACUUGAACUUGACGGUUGCCGAUAUCUUUCGUCGGCCCCGGUUGAAUGAGAUGGCAAGUCAAGUCUAUUCCUGCAAGGCUGAAGACAGGCCAUAUUCUAGUGAGGACCCUUUACCAUUUAGCUUAUUACCUUCUGCAAGCAAGCUCGAUGCCGUUGUAGAUGAGCUUAACACUUACCUCGGCGAUGAGGUGAUCGUGGAGGACGCUUACCCAUGCACAUCGCUCCAAGAGGGCAUGUUCUCCUUGUCAAUGAAGCAAACAGGUGCCUAUCUCGCUCAGAACGUCUUCCAGAUACCCACAUCCGUUGAUAUGGCCAAAUUUCGUGAUGCAUGGGAAAGAGUCUUUGAGGUAGUAGAUAUUCUCAGAACUAGACUGGUAUUCACAGAGGAUGCUGGACUUGUUCAGGUUGUACUAGACGAGGAUAUCGACUGGCAGACACCAAAUUCAUCUCUUGAUGAUUACCUUCAGGCUGACCGAGCAAUCCCUAUUACUUACGGAUGCCGGCUAGUCCGUCUCGCUGUCCUUCGAAAUGAAGGUGGUGGUUGGUAUUUUGUUUGGACUAUCCACCACGCCUUGUAUGAUGGAGGUAGUGUCGGCGAAAUCCUUGGAAGGGUUAACCGUGCAUUCGCUGGAGAACAAAUUGCCAAGUCAUCUCCAUUUAGCAACUUUAUCAAAUACUGUCUAGACGUUGAUAUCGAAGCUCGCAACUCUUACUGGAACACCUACCUAGAUGGAGCUACUCCAGGCGUUUUCCCAAUCGCACCUUGUUUCAGCAACAGUCUUGAAACUAAUGAACAGUUUCUUAGCCACAAGAUGCAAAUUCCCGUCGAAAGCGGUGACUCGUAUAUUACGAGGUCCACUAUCAUUCGCGCUUCGUGGGCAAUCAUCAAUGCUCGAUAUGCUGAUGCUGAUGACGUUGUCUUCGGUAUGACCCUUGCAGGGCGCAACGCCUUGAUUCAACAAGAUACUAUCGGGCCCAUGAUCACUACCGUCCCGACUAGGGUUAUAGUUAAUUGCGAACAGUCAGUUUCAUCAUUCCUAGAUGCUGUCCAGUCUCAAACAAUCGACAUGAUUCCAUUCGAGCAUACCGGCAUCCAGCAGAUCAAGAAUCUAAGCCAGGUUGCUAGCGCGGCUUGUGACUUCCGCAAUUUGCUGGUUAUUCAACCGAGAGGAAGCCUUGAAUCCGAUGAAGACAUGGAGUUAAUUGGUCUAGAAGGAUUGGAUAUUACGCAAACUCACUUCCAUACGUAUCCCAUGGUAAUAGAGUGUUACUUGGACGAUGAUGACACCAUUGAGAUCCAGGCACACUACGACGCCAAUACAGUACAACCGGACCAAAUGAAAGCGAUCUUACACCAAUUUGAGCACGUCAUUUUACAACUCAAACUCAACCCGGCCAACAAAUCCAUUAAGGACCUCAUCACUCUCAGCCCCUACGAGCAAGCUCAGUUGACUACAUGGAACUCCCAGGAGCUUCAUGUGGAAGAAGCAUGCAUCCAUGGACUCUUUGCCGAGCAAGUAUCGGUGGCUCCCCAAGCGCCUGCCGUCUGCGCCUGGGACGAGAAUUUCACCUAUGCCGAGCUCGACGACCUCAGUGAUAGACUUGCGCAGCACCUCAUUAACCUGGGGGUGGGACCAGAAGUAAUUGUACCCCUAUGUUUCAAUAAGUCAGCCUGGACUGUGGUGUCAUACUUAGCUGUGCUCAAAGCGGGAGGUGCGUGUGUAGGCCUCGACCCUAGUCAUCCUAAGAAGCGUAUGCAGGAGAUGGUCAAACGGACUGGUGCCCGGAUUAUAGUUGCUGCUACCAAGAACAAGCCGGUUGUGCAAGAUUUCUUGGAAGAAGAAGUCGUUGCAGUCGAUCGCGCAUUAUUCGACAGUCUUCCCCAAAUGAAGGGAGACUUAUUCAGCAAGGCCGAGCCUAAAAACACAGCAUUUGUUCUAUUUACUUCAGGAAGUACUGGAACUCCCAAGGGGAUUGUCAUUGAGCAUGCAUCGUUUUGCACGUCCGCACGAGCACACGGCGAUGCUUGGGAGAUUGGGCCUAGCACUCGUGUCUUCCAAUUUGCUGCUCAUACUUUCGACGUUUCCCACGCGGACAUGUUUACUACUAUUACCCGGGGUGGAUGUGUCUGUGUGCCUUCGGACGAUGAGCGCUUGAAUGACCUUAGCGGCGCUAUGCGCAGAAUGGAUGUUAAUUGGGCGUUCUUUACUCCCACUGUCGCUCGGCUGCUGCAUCCUUCUCAGAUUCCCUGCCUUAAGACCAUGGUGCUAGGUGGAGAAGCCUCGACUCGCGAGAAUGUGCAGAAUUGGGCCGCACACCUAAAGCUCAUUAUUUGCUAUGGACCGGCAGAGACUUCAAUAUAUUGUGCUGGCACCAAGGCCUCUGUUGACUGCGAUCCAUCCAAUGUUGGCCAUGCAAUCGGUGGAAAGUUUUGGAUUGCUGAGAUGACCGAUUCUACGAAACUCUCUCCUAUUGGCUGCAUUGGUGAGUUGUUGAUCGAAGGUCGUAUAGUUGCUCGAGAAUAUUUGAAUGAUGGAGAGAAAACCGCUGCGGCAUUUAUCAACCGACCAAAGUCAUGGCUUCCAGGAUUACCGGACGAGUUGGCGGAGCAUCGUCUUUACAAAACUGGAGACCUUGCAAAAUAUAAUCCUAAUGGAACCAUCUGUAUAAUGGGCCGCAAAGAUUCUCAAAUAAAGCUAAGAGGCCAACGUGUCGAACUUGGUGAGAUCGAACACAACAUCAAACGCGAACUUAGCCACCUAGGAAACACCAAUGUAGUUGUCGAAAUGAUACGUCCGGCCGAUCGUCCAGAUGCUCCAUACCUUGCAGCCUUCUUUAGCACCGGCAUCAGUUCCAACGCAGGUUCCGACGACCUCCGUUUGGCCAUGGACGAAAAUCUCCAGAUCGAGCUUCUUUGCCUUGAGUCCGUCCUUGCAGAGCUAUUGCCUUCUUAUAUGAUUCCUUCAACCUACAUCCCCCUGAAGCGGAUGCCUUUGACAUUAUCAGGCAAACGUGAUAAGCGUGUUCUCAACGACAUCAUCAACAAACUUACCAAGGGCGAGCUAUCAACCUAUUCCCUUGAGAACGCUACUAAGCGUAAGGCUUCAACUCCGAUUGAAAAUGAUCUGCAAAAGCUCUGGGCAUCUAUUCUUGGACUUGGUGUGGACUCGGUAGGCGCCGAUGAUAGUUUUUUCCGUCUUGGUGGUGACUCUAUUGCUGCUAUGCGGCUUGUUGCGGAGGCUCAGAAGCAAGACAUUACCCUUACAGUUGCCCAAAUAUUCAGCAAUCCUCGACUGUGCGAGAUGGCAAAAGUUGCAAUGGCUGCCGUUACGAUCCAGCCCGCCGAUAUUGCACCCUUCUCCCUUUUGAACCUCUCACAGGCCGAAAACAAACUCAAACUGGCCAGCAUUGCAGAACAGUGUGGAAUCCAGACGUCCACUGUCCUCGACGCUUACCCCUGCACGCCGCUCCAAGAAGGAUUGGUUGCCCUUUCCCUCAGAAGCAGCGGUGCUUAUCUAGCACAAAAUGUCUUCCGCUUCGAACAGGAGCGUGUGGAUAUUGAGCGAUUCUGCUCUGCUUGGAUUGCCACCGUGCGGGCUACAGAUAUCCUUCGCACUCGCGUCGUGAACUUGGAAGGCGUUGGUGCUGUGCAAGUCGUGCUUGACGAGGAGGUCCACUGGAGCAGAGGAUCAUCUCUGGAAGAGUAUCUUGUAGAAGAUAAGCGGAUUGAAAUCAGAUACGGAGCUCCCUUGAGUCGCUAUGCCAUAAUUGACGGAGGCGAUGGCCAAAUUUAUUUCGUUUGGACAGCUCAUCAUGCCUUAUAUGACGGCCAAUCCCUUGCUCUCAUUGUGGAGCAAGUUGAGCACGCAUACAUGGGAACCACAUUAACCCCUUCCCCAUCUUUCCGCAGUUUUAUUGACUAUGUGACAAAGGUUGAUGCCGAAACUCGCGAUAAUUAUUGGCGUGACUUGCUCAAAGGCGCAAGCUUUCCAGCUUUCCCUGUCAAACCAACCUCCAUUACUACUGAACGACGGGAGCAGCGUCUCACUCAUCGAAUUGAGUUUUCGACUCAAUCUGGCUCCCACAUCACUUCUCCAACAGUCAUUCGAGGUGCAUGGGCCAUGGUCGUAGCGAGAUAUUCAGACAUGGAAGAGGCUAUAUUUGGCACUGUUCUGACGGGCAGAAACGCGCCUGUAAAGGGCAUGUCUGGUAUCAUCGGCCCAACCCUCGCAACAGUACCGAUCAGAGUGCAAAUCGAUGAGCGGAAGGCCAUAAAGACCUUUCUAGAAGACGUUCAACAAGCAUCCAUCAACAUGAUCCCUUUCGAGCAAACCGGUCUCCAGAAUAUCAAACGUAUUCUUGGCCCAGCCGCUCAUGCUAUUUGCGACUUCCAGAACCUCCUCGUCAUACAGCCAUCAGUCAAACAUAGACGGGAUACUGCAAGUGACGCUUCCACACUUGGAUUGGAAUCCAUGCUCGACGCACCCGCCAACUUCCACACGUACCCUCUCGUUGUGGAGUGCAUUUUAGAGGACGGAACCGUUGAAAUCGACACCAGCUUCGAUGCCAAUACUAUCAGCUCGGAAGGAAUGCAGCGCAUUCUCCAUCAAUUCGAACAUGCUAUGAAGCAACUUAACAACGGCCGGCUCGAUGAAUCUGCGGGAGCCAAGCCCAUACACUCUGUGGAACUGGUCAGCUCCUAUGAUCUUGAGCAGAUACACGAAUGGAAUAAAGUCGAACCUGUUCCCGUCGAGGCCUGUCUGCACGAUCUUGUGAAGCUAAUGGCGCAGUCCCAGCCUGAUGAUUCCGCCGUAGAGGGGUGGGAUGGAAACUUUACUUACCGUCGCCUUGAUCAACUAUCCGAACAGCUUGCGCAUCAUCUCGUCAAACACAAUGUUGGCCCGGAGUCGCUUGUUCCUUUUUGUUUUGAUAAAAGCUCGUGGACAAUUGUUGCAAUGCUAGCAGUUCUUAAAGCCGGCGGUGCAUGUGUGGCUUUAAAUCCUAAACAUCCUAUCGACCGACUUCAAAGUAUUAUAAAUGACUGUUCAGCAACUGUUAUUCUUACUACUCCCACACAUAAGGGUAUGUUUGAAGAUAUAGUCGAGCAUGUUAUAUCAAUCACCCCACAGUUCUUCAAUCGCCUUCCUAUAAAAAUGUCUGCGGCUUGCUCGACCGUCAAGCCACAUCAUCCGGGCGUCGUCGUAUUUACCUCGGGCAGCACUGGCAAACCCAAGGGGAUUGUGAUAGAGCAUCGUUCCCUAUCUACGUCUGCCCGUGCACACGGUACUUCGAUGCGCCUUUCAAAGAGCUCCAGAUCUCUCCAGUUUGCGGCUUAUACUUUCGAUGUUAGUAUAGGGGAAAUAUUUUCCACCCUUAUAUAUGGCGGAUGCGUGUGCGUUCCCGCUGAGCAAGAGCGUAACGAAGAUCUCUCAGGGGUAAUUCGGCGCAUGGAAAUCAACUGGGCAUAUCUAACGCCAACGGUUGUAUCAGCAUUCCUAACACCGGAGGAAGUUCCAAUGAUCAAGACCCUCGCACUUGGUGGUGAAGCUGUCACUACUAAGUGUAUACAGGACUGGGCAGAUCAUACACAUCUGAUUAAUAUCUAUGGCCCUGCAGAGACGACGAUCUGGUCAACAUGUUUAACUGCUGUAAGCAAGGACACGCCUCCUACGAAUAUUGGCCAUGGUAUCGGAUGUCUUAUGUGGAUCACAGAUGUGGUUGACCAUAAUCGUUUAAGCCCUAUCGGGUGUGUUGGUGAGAUCUUGCUAGAGGGUCCUAUUCUAGCCAGGGGGUAUUUGAACCUACCUGACAAUACUUCUGCCUCCUUUAUUGAGGAUCCAGCCUGGGCCAAAUCUCAAACUCCUGACCGCACUCGACGUUUUUAUAAGAGUGGAGAUCUUGCUCGCUAUAAUUCCGACGGCACGUUUUGCUUUGUGGGGCGUAAAGACACCCAAGUGAAGCUUCAUGGGCAGCGCAUUGAGACUGGCGAAAUUGAACAUCACCUUGGACCACUACUUGCAAAACACGGUGUCAAAGAGGUUGCUAUUGAGAUGAUCAAGCUAAAUGAUGGGCAAAGCCAGGACCUUCUUACCGCUUUCUUCACUGGCCAUAGUCUUAUGCAGGGCGAGCCUAUCGCCGAGGGUGCUCACGGCCGCUUUUAUGCGGCAAUUCCCAGUGAAGUCCAACAACAUCUUAUCCAAGCCAGUAAUCAGCUCUCAACAUCCCUUCCUCCGUACAUGCUUCCAUCCAAAUGGAUACCCGUCAAGGAAAUGCCCCUUACAGUGUCAGGAAAGCUAGACCGCAAGACGCUCCAAACGAUUACUGUAGCACUACCAUCUAAACAGUAUGCGGCCUACGGCCUUGUAUCGGCUGAGAAGCGAGUUCCUUCGACGCUCAUGGAGAAGAAAUUGCAAGGCCUAUGGGAACAUGUCCUAAAUUUGAGCGAAGGGAGUGUGGGGGCAAACGAUAGCUUCUUUCUCCUUGGGGGAGACUCAAUUUCAGCCAUGCGUCUAAUUGGUGACGCUCGGCAAGUCGGCAUCACGCUCAAAAUGGUGGACAUAUUUAGUUAUCCGAUACUCAGUGAACUGGCCAAUACUGCCACAAGUGUAGAUGGAGCAGAGGAGUCCGAUAUGUUUGUUACUCCAUUCUCGCUCUUGCCGUCCUCCACCACUAGAGCCACCCUCAUCCAAAGCAUCGCUUCUCAGUGUGGUGUUUCUAAAAACUCCAUUAGCGAUAUUUAUCCGUCCACACCCCUUCAAGAAGGCCUUUUCGCCCUAUCACUCAAGCAAGAAGGUGCUUAUAUAGCACAAAACGUUUUCCGGAUUCCCAACUCCAUCAACUUGGACCUCUUUAAGAUGGCUUGGCAAUUGGUAGUAGAUAAUCUACCGAUCUUGCGUACUAGAAUCGCUUUUGAUUCCGACUUUGGGUUCUUACAAGUUGUUCUGGAGGACGAGAUUAACUGGAUCUCUGCCAAAAACCUUGACUCUUAUGUUGAUGGAGACCGUUCCCUACCUAUCACCUAUGGCGAUCGCCUUGUCCGUUUUGCAGUCGUUGAAGGCCAGUCCCAUGAUGAGGAAAUUUACCUCGUUUGGUCCAUCCACCAUGCUCUCUAUGAUGGUACCAGUCUUUCACUUAUCCUCGACAAGGUCGGCCAAGCCUACACGGAGGGGUUUAUAGAGGCUUCCCCAGCCAGCUCUUUUAAUCGUUUUAUCAAGCAUCUUAGCAAAACUAGCCGCGAGUCCUCCGAUAGAUUCUGGAAGAAACAACUCUCCGGAGCUGGCCCUUCCACAUUCCCCGCGACUCGGGACAUUAAGCCAUCCAAGCGCAUCGAAGCUUCUCUCGUUCACCGUAUUGAACUUCCAAAAUACAACCACCGAUCAAUUUUCACCCGAUCUACUACUGUGCGCGCUGCAUGGGCUUUAGUCGUUGGCCGCUACUCCGACACUACUUCUCCUGUUUUCGGAAUCACUCUGGCAGGCCGCAAUGCGUCUGUACCAAGGAUAUCGGAAGUCGUCGGCCCAACCAUUACCACACUUCCUGUAAAGGUUGAGAUCAAUCUUGAAAAAAGCACUGUGCCAGAUUACCUACGAAGCAUCCAGCAGCAAAUGACCGAGAUGAUACCUUACGAACACGUUGGUCUUCAGAAUAUUCGCCGGUUAGGUGCCGAAGCGCAGGAUGCUUGUGACUUCCAAAAUCUGUUGGUCAUUCAGCCUGGCACCGAUAUGUCCAGCACUGAGUAUCCACUCGGCCUGGAGAACAUUGAGACACGCCAAGCUGGAUUCCACACAUACCCAUUAGUUGUCGAGUGCAACCUUGAUGAGAAUGCAAUUAACGUGGAAGCUGUCUACGACACUAGUACAAUGCAACGAGAGCAGGUCCAUCGUCUUCUCCACCAGUUCGAAAGUGCCAUCCGUGGGGUAGUGGCUCAUGCUAACAAUCCCAAGAUGAGGCUCUCAGACAUCGAACUGUUUAAUACUGACGAUAUGUCAACACUUCUUACCUGGAAUAACGCGGCUUUUCCUGCAGUCGAGAGCACUAUUCCUGAACUUUUCAGUCGUCAAGUCGCACUAUAUCCCCACUCGCUUGCUGUUCAUGCGUGGGAUGCACAGUUCACCUAUAGAAAACUUGAUCAGUUAUCCGACAAGCUGGCGUGCCUCCUCAUAGGACUGGGAGCCAAGCCCGGCAUAAUCAUCCCAACUUGCUUCAAUAAAUCUGCUUGGAACGUCGUUUCGAUGCUUGCCGUUCAGAAAGCAGGGGGUGCUUGCCUCGGCAUCGAUCCCGCGUAUCCAAAAAAACGUAUCGAAAAGAUUCUCCACAAAGCCAACUCGCAAAUCGUUCUUACCAGCUCAAACCAUGACUCUAUCUUCAGCAAUAUUACUCAGCAUAUCGUAGUAGUAGAGCCAUCGAUGUUCAAGGAGGCUGCACUCGCGAAGCUUCACACCAAGCCAGUGCUUCAAGCGCAGCCUACAGAUGCCGCCUUCGUCCUGUUCACCUCCGGAUCUACUGGUGAACCGAAGGGCAUAGUCAUUGAACAUGGGUCAUUCUGCACUAGUGCAAUGGCACAUGGCACACAGUGGAAUAUUGGCCCUGGCACAAGAGUUUUCCAAUUCGCUGCGCACACAUUUGAUGUUAGCAACGCUGACUUUGGAACAACUAUUACUCGCGGUGGCUGCAUUUGUAUUCCAUCUGAUGACGAGCGCUUUAACGAUCUUGCCGGUGCAGUUACACGUCUUCGUGCUAAUUGGAUGUUCUUGACCCCUACCGUUGCGAAACUAUUGCAACCAUCUGAAGUGCCGACGUUAAGAACUCUUGUGCUAGGUGGUGAGGCAUCCUCAAAAGACGAUAUUAGCACAUGGGCUGAGAGCGUCGACUUAAUUAUCUGCUAUGGUCCCGCAGAGACGUCGAUUUACUGCGCCGGAAGCCCACCUGCGACGCGUACAUCAAUCCCCUCCAAUGUUGGACACCCUAUUGGAGGCAACUUCUGGAUCACUGAUGUGUCUGACCAUAAUAAGCUCAUGCCGGUUGGAUGCGUAGGAGAACUCCUUAUAUCCGGCAGAAUUGUCGCCCGAGGAUAUCUUAACGACAAAGCAAUGACUGACGCCGUAUUCAUAUUAAACCCGGCCUGGGCCCAUGAGUCUUCGAUGCCUCAAAGAUUCUAUAAAACAGGAGACUUGGCUCGCUUUAACCCGGACGGUACUGUAAAUAUUCUUGGUCGGAAGGAUUCUCAGGUCAAGCUUCGAGGACAACGUAUUGAGCUCGGAGAAAUUGAGUACCAUAUCAAGCGUUUACUAAAUACACCUGAUGCCGGGGUCGAACUUAUCAAACCUGUUGAUAAACCUGAGAAUGCAUACCUUGCAGCCUUCUUGCCGGGAAUAGAGGGAAAUUCGGAAAAUAUCCUUUUAGAUAUAUCCGAAGAGCUGCUUUCCUUGCUUAGUGAGCUUCAAGCGGAACUGACUGCAGUCCUUCCAUCGUACAUGGUACCAUCUGUCUAUUUGCCUAUUCAGGAGAUGCCCUUGACUGCCAAUGGGAAGCGUGACAAAAGGGUACUGAAUUCAAUUGCACUUGGCCUCUCAAAACAGCAACGCGCUCUAUAUGGCUUGUCUGGAAAGUCUGGUAAACAGGCACCAUUGACCUCCUCAGAGGAGAGACUGAAAUCACUUUGGAUGGCCGCUCUAGGCUUUGACUCUUCCAUAUCCAUUAGAGCCUCUGACAACUUUUUCCGCCGCGGGGGUGAUUCCAUUGCAGCUAUGCGCUUAGUGGCUCUUGCCCGCGAGGAACAGGUGCAGUUGACGGUUGCAGACGUCUUCAUGCAUCCCCGACUCUCUGACAUGGCUACCAACUACAUCGGUCUUAGCGAGACCCAUGUCGAGGUCGAAGAAGUUAUUGAACCCUUCUCGCUCUUGCCACGGACUAAGAGUACAUCUAGUCAGCUCGCUGAUUUUGCAGAGCAGUGCGGCGUCACGACUAACUUUAUUCAAGAUGCAUACCCAUGCACCGCUUUGCAGGAGGGUCUUCUGUCAUUGUCAUUAAAACAACCUGGAUCUUACAUUACAAGUAAUGUUUUCCGUGUUCCCAGCACUAUCGAUAUCCGCCGAUUCAAAACCGCGUGGGAGCAAGUUGUUGAGGCAGCAGAUAUCUUGCGCACAAGAAUCGUGUAUUCGCGGUCGUCUGGAUGCUUCCAGGUCGUGGUGCGCGAAAGCAUCAAUUGGGAGACUGCUUUAUCCGUCGAAGGAUUUCUGUCAUCGCAUAUAAAUACAUUUGUUCGCUAUGGCAGCCCACUUGCUCGAUAUUCAUUAAUUAACCAAAAGAAAGGUGGUAUUGAAGAGCUUUACUUCGUUUGGGUUGCACAUCAUGCGAUCUACGAUGGUGCAAGUAUGUAUUUCACACUCCGAGGCGUCAUGGAGGCGUAUAUGAACGAUAAUACACUUCCGCCUUUGCCGUUCAAUGGAUUCAUCAAAUACUUGCAAUCGGUCGAUCAGCACGAACAGGAUAGCUAUUGGCGAAAACAAUUCAAAGGUGCAAGCACGGCAAGCUUCCCAGUGGCAAAGAAAUCCAGUGAGGCACCGAGGGAAGAGCAGCUACUCAUGCGUAAGGUGCCGCUCACUGCUCCUGCAGCAGGCUUUGAAAUCACCAUGUCAUCUAUUGUUCGUGCAGCUUGGGCAAUAGUUGCUGGUCGAUACUCCGGGACAGCAGAUGUGGUCUUUGGCGUCGUCCUGACAGGCCGCAAUGUUCCAAUCAGAGGCAUGGACAAACUCAUUGGCCCUACCAUUACUACAACCCCCGUUCGUAUCAACAUCAACCAAUCAGAAACAUGCUUCGACUUCCUCAAACGGGUACAACUCCAGUCUGCAGAAGCCAUGCCAUACGAACAUACUGGGCUACAACACAUUCGCCGCCUUGGAGCUGAUGAGAAGGCGGCAUGCGAUUUUAAUACCUUACUCACUGUCCAACCUACGGCUCGCGAAACUGACGGCGAGAUGAAUGUCCUUGGAUUAGAACGCAUCCAGCAAGACCAAACCGACUUCCAUACUUAUCCACUGGCCUUGAGCUGCUACCUUGGAGUAGGGGAAAUUGAGUUUGAAGCUUUCUACGACUCGAACAUUAUUUCGCCGGAGCAAAUGGACCGUAUACUAAGUUUGUUUGAGCAAGUCAUCACUCAGCUGCGCAACGAGGCCAACCUCGAUACGCCCAUCAAGGAGCUCGUUCUUCGCCCAACCCAUGAUAUGGCUCUCAUCCAAACCUGGAAUGGAGUUGCACCACAGGCCAAAGAUUGUUGCCUUCAUACGAUGGUUACAGAGCGCGCCCGCUCGGUCCCACAUAGUGUGGCAAUCGAAGCUUGGGACGCUCGUUUGACGUAUGAACUGCUAGAUCAGCAGUCCCAGAAAUUGGCCCAUCACCUUGUGUCUAUUGGCGUCAAGAUAUCAAGUCAUGUUCCUAUACUUGAUGAACAAUCCGCCUCAGCAAUCAUAAGCACAAUCGCCGUCCUCAAGGCCGGUGCUAUAUGCAUGCCAAUCAACCCCAUGUCUAGCACCGAAGAGUUGCAAGACACCCUUUCUCGUGCUGAUGCUACUAUUCUUCUUACCUGUCCUCGCUUCAAUCAGCCCUUGAAGAGCAUCUCGGUACAAACUCUGGCAAUCACCCCGUCGUUCCUUGCUUCCCUUCCCGAUAUCACGGCGGCCAUAGAUAAUACCGUAUCACCAACUGACGCUGCCCUUAUCCUAACUAAUUCCCAAAAUACGAAGGGCGUUGUCUUUACGCAUCGCUCGCUAUGCUCAAGCAGUAUGGCUCAUGAGAAGGCCUUACCAUCCUCUCGUGAGCGUGUCUUGCAGUAUGCUCCCAAUACCUCGGCAUGCUACCUCCACGAAGUUUUUACCACUUUAGUCUUCGGGGGCACUGUCUGCAUUUCAACAGAGGAUGAUAGGACCAGCCGGCUUGCUCAUGUCAUAGAUGACUUGAGAAUCACCCGAGCCUAUCUUACUCCCACCAUUUCAUCUCGUCUACGUCCAUCGGAAGUUCCAACCCUACAUACCUUAUGCCUAGUUGGUGAAAUGGCGAUUCCAAUGAACAUUGAACAAUGGUCGGCACAACUGGAGAACUUGUCCAGAACUUAUGGUCCUCAAGAGUGCCUUGGAUGGUCCACGCCUAUUUCCUCCGAUACAACCAUCACCCACAUUGGUAGCAACUCCGAUCUAAUUCCUUGGGUUGUUGAUCAUACCGACCAUAACCACCUAGUACCUAUCGGCUGCGUUGGCGAGCUAGUCAUUGAAACACCCACCCUCGCUCAAGGCUACUGGAAGGAAGAUGCUUUAACAAACGUAUCUUUCGUCGAAAGUCCGUCAUGGGCUACUCAAAUAGCUUCACGAUUCCGUAGCGAUAAUCAGGACCGUAGUGGGAUAAUAUUUUUCAAGACGGGCGACCUGGUGAGGUACAACGGUAAUGGGACUCUCGAGUAUGUCAGGUGCAAGGAUGCCCUAUUCAACGCUCAUCUAGAAGUCGAAGACUAUGUGAGGCGUGAGCUCGUUCAGCUAGGGGUGACUGAUGCAAUUGUGGAGGAAGUGGACGGCACAAUUUCUAUUUUCUAUUACAUUGAGUCUGAAGCCCCUACGUUUUCAAAGAAUCUUUUCAAGGCUAGCACAGCCAACCCGCUAGAGGAGAUCUCACAAGUCAUCAGUUCGCUUUCCUGUAACUUCCCGCAGUCUGCGAUCCCGACAACCUUCGUCCCACUCGAGUUCAUGCCGAUUCAAAGAGGAGGUGAAUGCGACAGGCAAAAGAUUCGAGACGAAAUGAAAACUCUCUCCCCUAAUCAAUUGAAGCAAUACAAGAUAUCACAAAUCGCCGAAAUUGGUCGACGACAACCAUCUACGAUGGUUGAGAUGAAGCUUCAGCAGCUAUGGGCUGACGUGCUUGCUAUAGCUCCCGAGACUAUUGCAGCCGGUGAUAGUUUCCUUCACCUUGGUGGAGAUUCUAUCGGGGCUAUGAAACUAGUUAGUGAAGCUCGCAAGCAGGGCGUCAUGCUUAGUGUUGGUGAUGUCUUCCGUCACCCUCACUUGGAGAAGAUGGCAGAGUCCGCCAAAAUAAAGCCGGAACCAAGUCAAACAUCCCAGCAGACAGCCACUCCUGACCUUGUAAGCUCAGGGCCAGUUGCCCCCUUCUCCUUGCUUGAGGGCUUUGAGGACAAGAAUAUGUUCGAGAUUAUCAUGGAGCUUGCCACCAAGUGCGAGGUUAAUCCAACGCAUUUACAAGAUGCCUACCCGUCAACUGCUCUGCAAGAGGGUCUUUUUGCUUUGUCAAUUAAGCAAACCGGAGCAUACAUGGCUCAAAACGUGUUUCGCCUACCUACGAAUAUCGACCUCGAUAAAUUCCAAAGGGCAUGGGAAACUGCGAUGAAGGCUACAGACAUCCUUCGAACCCGGAUCGUUGACAUUGAUGGCUUACAUCUUCAAAUUGUGGUCAAAGAACCGAUUGAAUGGCGAACCUCCACUAGCCUCGGGGGAUAUCUAAGCCAGGACCUUUCAACAGCCAUCACAUAUGGAAGCCCGUUGGUGCGAUUUGCUAUUGUGAAUGACGGAGAUACUAGCGAGCGAUAUUUCGUUUGGUCAGCACAUCAUGCCAUCUACGAUGGUGGUAGCAUGCCGAUGAUCAUGGAGAGGGUUGCUCAAGCCUAUGAUGGCACAGCUAUAACAGCAUCACCUGCUUUCAACGUCUUUGUCAAGUAUCUCCGAUCUAUUGAACAGCAAGGAUCCAACGAGUAUUGGCGUCAAGAGCUGAGCAACGCAACUGGCAGCUCAUUUCCUACUCCUUCGCCAAACUCAGUUCGAAAUGAAGAGACUUUCUCCCGUAUGGUUCGUCUCCAAGGACAACAGAGCACACAUUUUAGCAGUGCAACCUUUACGAUGUCAACUCUCGUCCGAGCUGCCUGGGGUAUAGUUGUCGGUCGGUACACGAAUACUACUGAUACCGUAUUCGGUGUUACAAUUGCUGGGAGGAAUGCUCCGAUCGCUAAUAUGGAUAGCAUUGUCGGCCCAACGAUUACCACCGUACCCUUGAGGAUCACCUACGACCAAGGGGAUGCUAUCGCCUCUUUCCUCGAAGCUCUUCAGAUUCAAGCUGCUGACAUGAUACCUCAUGAACACACUGGCCUCCAGAAUAUCCGACACCUGGGCGCUGAAGUUCAAGCUGCUCUCGAAUUUAACAACUUGCUUGUUGUGCAACCAGCUAUUGGAUCCAAUGAGGAUGAACCCUCAGAUGGUAUCUGGAACCUAGAAAGGGUAAAUGUAGCUCAAUCUAGCUUUCAUACUUAUCCACUCAUCGUCGAGUGCGACUUGAUCGACAGUAGAAGUAUAGAAGUCAAGAUGUUCUUCGAUAAGAACGCCAUCUGUGCCGAGAAGAUCAAACGACUCAGUGCUCAUUUUAACCAGGUAAUUAAAGAGCUCUACCUCGGCUCAUCUACUCAACGUACCCUUAAUUCUAUCCACAUGUUUUCUGUCGAGGAUACUACCGACCUGUUGGCUUGGAAUGAGGCUGUUCAAACUGAGAUCAUGGACACAUGCGUCCACGAGGUUUUCAAACAGCAAGCCGCAAAGACCCCUGAUGCUGAAGCUAUCUGUGCAUGGGAUGCAACACUCAGCUACAGAGAAGUCGACGAAUUCUCCGAGCAGCUUGCUCAUCGUUUGGUUGCCGCAGGGGUUGGUCCAGAGGCCCUCGUUCCCCACUGCUUCGACAAAUCCGCUUGGACCUCGGUCGCACUCAUGGCUAUUAUGAAAGCUGGAGGCGCCUGUGUUGGUUUGGACCCAGCCCACCCAAAAAAACGCACUGAGGAUGUUGUUGCGCGCACACGAGCUCGAGUCGUUGUUGCUAGCCCUAAGCACUGCCAUCUCUUUGAAGGGCUUGUUGAUUCCGUUGUAUCUGUUGAUGCUCGCACUUUCAACCGUUCAGCUCCUCCCGUCGCACGAGUGCCUAUGCGUGCUACCUCCAGCAACCCAGCUUUCGUCCUAUUCACCUCCGGCAGUACUGGUACGCCCAAAGGAAUAGUCAUUGAACAUGGCGCCUUGUGUACAAGCUCCGAGGCCCAUGGAUCCUGCUGGCAUAUUGGCCCUGGGACAAGAUUGUUUCAAUUUGCCGCCCAUACCUUCGACGUUAGUGUUGCAGAUAUGUGCACCUCACUCAUGAGAGGAGCAACGAUAUGUGUUCCAUCCGAUGCCGCAAGGGCCAACAAUCUAGCAGGUGCAAUGAACGACAUGAAUGUCAACUGGACAUUCCUAACACCUACUGUGGCACGACUUCUACGUCCAGCAGAAGUCCCGUGUUUGAAGACUUUAGUCCUUGGGGGAGAACCUUCUACUAUGGAGAAUAUUGGCACUUGGGCUAAUGAUGUAGAGCUCAUCAUCUGCUAUGGUCCUGCUGAAACUUCGAUUUAUUGCGCAGGUAGCACUCCAGCAGUUUUAGGCAAGAGCGAGCCUUCUAACGUUGGAACCGCGAUUGGUGGCAGUUUCUGGGUCGUUGAGCCUGAUGACCAUGAGAAACUUACACCAGUCGGUUGUGUGGGUGAACUCUUGAUCGAAGGCCGCAUCGUAGCCAGAGAGUACCUCCACGACAAAGAAAAAACCGAUGCAGCUUUCAUCAUCGAUCCACCUUGGCUCAAGAACUUCAGGGGUGCUGUUGGAUGCAAGCUCUAUAAAACUGGUGACUUAGCCAGAUUCAAUGAAGAUGGCACACUGAGUAUUCUCGGACGAAAGGACUCACAGAUCAAGCUACGCGGCCAACGGGUGGAAUUGGGAGAAAUAGAGUUUCAAAUCAUGGCUCAAUUGAGAUCAGUUGGUGCCAAAGACACCGUGGUCGAGCUGAUUAAGCCAGACGACAAACCAGAGGCCGCAUAUCUUGCUGCGUUCAUUACAGGUCUAGUCAAAAGCAAUUCUAAGGAGUUUCUGGCGCCGAUAUCUGCCAGUCUCAAGACGAGCUUGUUAAAACUAGAAGAGUUCCUGACGGAUACCUUACCUUCUUACAUGGUCCCAGCCGUCUACAUCCCACUCACAAGGCUACCAUUAACGCACAACGGGAAACGAGAUCGUCACAUGCUUCAAAUCUUCCUGGAAGAAAUGUCAGCCAUUCAGGUGGCCCAAUACCGACUGUCUGACGGAGCUAAACGAGAGGUCUCCUCGGACAUGGAGGUUUCCAUACAAUCUCUUUGGGCCGAGGUGUUAAACGUCCCAAGCAGCACCAUUGCGGCUAAUGACAAUUUCUUCCGCCUAGGAGGUGAUUCGAUUUCAGCUAUGAGAUUAGUCGCAGCAGCUCGAGCUCAGUCAAUCACGCUGACUGUCGGUCACAUAUUCCAACGUCCUAAGCUUGCCGACCUCGCUUACGCAAUUGACCAUAUUGAAGAUGUUCAAUAUGCGGAUGGAGAGUACACACCUUUCUCACUGCUGAAGGGCGAUGGUGAGCUCGACCAACUCCUGGACGCUGUCGCUAGUCAGUGCUCCAUUGAUAAAGCUGAAAUCCAAGAUAUAUACCCAUGUACGGCUCUACAAGAGGGCAUGUUAGCUUUGUCAACCCGCCAAUCUGGGGCAUAUGUUGCUCAACAUGCCUUCCGACUCUCCUUGAGAUCAUCGGAAGACAUUACCCGAUUCCGCGAGGCAUGGGCGGAAAUGGUGAGAUGUACAGAUAUUCUCCGUACAAGAAUCGUGUAUAUUCAUAAUCAAGAACUGGGCUCUCUCCAAGUUGUUGUGGAUGAUAAACCCGUUUGGCAGGAAUCAGCGUCUCUAGCCACAUACCUGUCUGAUUCUCGGAACGACUCUCUAACUUACGGCAGCCAACUGUCCCGCUAUGCUUUGAUCACCGAAGGCGACGAAACCUUCUUUGUGUGGACAGCACACCACGCUAUUUACGAUGGUGGGAGCGUUCCCAUGGUCCUCAGCCUCGUCCAACAGUCCUUUAAUGGCGAGAAGAUCAUUCCUACUCCACCUUUUACUGGCUUUGUUUCCUAUCUUAUUAGCGGCAAUGAAACUACUCGUGACGAUUACUGGACAGAUCAGCUUUCUGGAUGUAACGUAUCGAAUUUCCCAGCGGCACAGAUACCGGCCACCCAGAAGAAAUCGAGAGUUGAGAAGAGUCUAGUUCACAGUAUGAGCUUUACUCAAAACCCAAACACUGCUUUUACUAAGUCCGCCAUUAUCCGCGCUGCAUGGGCGAUGGUAAUUUCGCAGUACACUGGAAGCGAAGACAUUGUAUUUGGGGCCACCUUGGCUGGUCGAAAUGCUCCUGUGCCUGAUAUGGAACGCAUCAUUGGUCCUACUAUCACCACAGUCCCGGUUAGAGUGCGCCUCGACCGCACUCUAAGCGUAGAGGAUCUCCUAAAUGGACUGCAAGACCAGGCCGCAGACAUGAUCCCAUUUGAGCACUCGGGAUUGCAAAAUAUUCGCAAGUUGAACGCUGAUACCCAGCUGGCUUGCAACUUCCAGAAUCUCUUAGUGAUUCAACCCAAGCUGUCUGCAGAAUCAGAUGAGAUUCCUGCCGCCUCACUCUUCGAGCACAUCAGCAUUGGGCAAGAAGACUUCCACACAUAUCCGUUAGUUCUUGAGUGCAACUUGAGCGAAGAUCGAAUAAUUAUGGAAGCGCAUUACGAUGUGAAUGUUAUUCCAACACGCCAAGUCCAACGAGUCGCCUAUCAACUCGAGCAUAUCAUCAAGCAGCUGCAUUCCGCCUCUCAAGGUUAUACUCUAGGGGAACUCGAUAUGAUCUGCCUACAAGACAAGCAGCAGAUCAUGAUUUGGAACCAUGAUGAGCCUGAAUCAGAUGAAUCCUGCGUGCAGAAUAUCGUCGAGGAGCAGGCUCUAGUGCGCCCUUCCGCAGUAGCAGUUGAUGCUUGGGAUGCCAAAUUAACUUAUCGUGAACUUGACUUGCUCGCGUCCCGUCUUGCCCAUCAUCUAUCCGCCAAAGGAGUUGGCCAAGAAGUAUUAGUUCCCGUGUGUUUCGACAAAUCUGCCUGGACAGUUGUUGCUAUGCUCGCCAUCCUGAAGGCAGGUGGAGCAUGCGUUCCUCUUAAUCCUGCGCAUCCAAUCACCAGACAUCAGGUUAUUCUCGAUAACACCAAAUCCAAGGUUAUAGUCACGGCACCGGAGUAUGAAGAGAGAUUUAAGGGUGCUGUAAACUGCGUCGUCGCUGUGAAUGCAACACUGCUACAAGACCUUCCUGAUGUUCCGGUGUCGCCUUGCCCAACUAUACAUCCUGGAAAUGCUGCAUUCGUGGUGUUCACAUCAGGCUCCACAGGCACACCUAAAGGUAUCGUGCUUGAGCAUAGAUCUUUAUGUACCAGCGCUCGCGAGCAUGGGGCAAUAAUGAGGGUACGGCCAACUUCUCGUGUCCUUCAAUUCGCUGCCUACACCUUUGACGUCUCUAUCGGCGAGAUCUUCACGACGCUCAUGUUCGGAGGCUGCGUCUGCGUUCCGUCUGAGGCACAAAGACUAGACCUUGCCGCAUCAAUCAACGCUAUGCAGGUCAACUGGGCAUACCUCACACCAACCGUAGCAGCCUUGUUACAUCCUUCGGAGACACCGACUCUAAGGACCCUUUCAAUAGGCGGCGAAGCUGUCAAACAGGAUACCCUUACACUUUGGGCCGAUCAAGUGUUUCUUAUCAAUAUUUAUGGGCCAGCAGAGACUACUAUUUGGUCAACAGCUUUGCCAAGUCUUAAAACUUCAACCUCCGCGGCCACGAUUGGCAGAGGUAUAGGCUCGUUCUCCUGGGUUGUUGAUCCCUCAAACCACAAUAUCCUCGCUCCAAUAGGGUCCACCGGUGAACUACUCAUUGAGGGACCCAUCCUUGCGCGAGGAUACCUUAAUGAUCCGGCAAAAACCGCCGCCGCCUUUAUUGAAGAUCCAGCCUGGAUUAAGCAUAAGUGCAGAACUCGUCGAUUCUACAAGACUGGAGAUCUCGUCCGUUAUAAUAAUAAUGGCACGUUGGACUUUGUAGGACGCAAAGAUACCCAGGUCAAGUUAUUCGGCCAAAGAAUCGAGCUAAGUGAAAUCGAGCACUAUCUCAAACAAGAACUACAGAAACUUGGUCUCAAUGAAGUUGCUGUCGAAAUGUGCAAGUCCUCACACCGCUCAGUGGGAGCAGAGCUGCUUGCGGCCUUCUUCUCGGGCCCCAGGGUCUUACUCUCCAAUGGAACCAACGAUGCUGAAAAUCCAGUCGCGUUCGCUAUUCCGAAGGCUAUGCAUCAGUCACUCCUUCAGGCCAAGGCUGCCCUUAAUGGAAUUCUACCUUCUUACAUGAUUCCUUCAAUGUACGUUCCGAUGACUAGACUACCGCAGACGGUUUCCGGGAAAACGGAUCGAAAGGAGUUGAGGCGCCUAGUAGCUGAGCUGUCGCAAGAGACGUUGUCUAGUUUUGCACUGGGUGCUAGGCAAUACAAGCCAGUUUCUACCCCUAUGGAAAAGGACCUGCAGUCUCUAUGGGUGCAAGUGUUGGGUCUCCCUGAAGAUUUAAUCGGGGCCAAUAACAACUUCUUCCAGCUCGGCGGGGACUCCGUUGGAGCCAUGAGACUCGUAGUAGCAGCUCGCGGCCAGGGUUUUGCAAUUACGGUUCCCGAGAUUUUCAGUCAUCCAGUUCUCAGCCAAAUGGCAACAGUGCUUGAAAGCAGCAAUGGCGAAGAUGACAGCCCCGAGGUCUUACAACCUUUCAGUCUUCUUCAAGGUAUUCACAACUUGCAAGAGCAAAUCGAGCAGGCCGCGUCACAGUGUGAUCUCAGCUUUUCUUCUGUGAUAGAUAUGUAUCCCUGCACUGCACUCCAAGAAGGCCUUCUUGCUUUGUCGGUCAAAGAGCCGGGAACUUACAUGGCGCAAAACGUUUUCAAGCUACCAUCAAAUAUUGACGAGCAACGCUUCCGCAACGCUUGGGCUACGGCUAUGAAGACUGUCGACAUCCUCCGUACUCGGGUCGUCUACCUACCUGCCCUUCGCUCUAUGCAAGUGGUAACUAAUGACAGAAUCGAAUGGCAGAGUGCAACCUCUUUAGACGAGUACCUAGAAACCGACCGACAAAGUCCCGUCAGCUUCGGCAGUCGCCUCGCUCGUUACGCCAUUAUCCAUCAGCACGACACUCGCUAUUUCGUUUGGACCAUCCAUCAUGCCCAAUACGACGGGAGCAGCUUGUCGAUGAUUCUCGAGAGGGUCGCUAAUGCAUAUGAAGGCAAAGACGCAGCUGAAGAGAAGCUACCCUUUAACAGCUUCAUCAAGUAUCUAACUCAAACUAACACCGAUGCCCGCGAUGAGUUCUGGAAAUCUCAGUUAAAAGAUGCAUCACCGGCAGUGUUCCCUCUACAGUCCACCAGCGCUCAACAGAAUCGCCAGUCCAUGGCUAGGAAAGUCAAACUCCCAAUAAAUAUUGGACAUACCAAUAUUACUAGGUCUAAUUUGAUCAAGGCAUCGUGGGCAUUAAUCCUUUCAAAAUACUCCGGCACAGAGAGCGCUACUUUCGCGCUCACACUAGCUGGUCGAAAUGCCUCUAUUAAAGGAAUCAGCAAGAUCGUAGGCCCCAUGAUUACUACGGUCCCAAUUCACGUCCCAGUGAACUACAACCAAUCAACCCAGAAAUUCCUAGAGGAUAUGCAGCUUCAAUCAGCGGAUAUAAUGCCUUUCGAGCAUACCGGCCUCCAGAACAUUAGGCAAUUAGGUAGCGGUCCAAUGGCCGCUUGCGAUUCUCGAAAUCUCCUUGUUAUUCAACCACGUUCGACUGCAGAGGAAACAUUCUCGACCGCCACAGCACAGAGCUAUCUGUCCCUAGAAGCGGUUAGCCAUGCCCAAAAGGACUUUCACGCUUAUCCACUUGUCCUGGAGUGCAACCUGGACGAUGGCUCAAUCGAAAUCGAUGCUCAAUAUGACGCUAAUUCAAUCCACCCGAGCCAGAUGGAGUCAAUUUUGGGUCAAUUUGAGCAAGUUAUCUGCCAAUUGAUGGAAACCCUUUCCUACCGGCCCGACACAGCUUUGUCGCAGAUUGACAUAGUUAGCUCAGCGGAUAAGGCCAAGAUUCUUCAAUGGAAUAAAGAGCAUGAGACAGUCAAUGCCUGCAUACACGACCUAGUCUCGCAACAGGUUGCUCAAAGACCAUCUGCACUCGCUGUUCAUGGAUGGGAUAUCAACCUUACAUAUUCUGAGCUUGACUGUUUAUCCGAGCGUCUCGCAUCCCACCUCACUAGUCACGGCGUCGGGCCUGAUGUUCUAGUGCCAUUCUGCUUUGAUAAGUCGACUUGGGCGAUCGUAGCUAUGCUUGCAACUCUCAAAGCUGGUGGAGCGUGUGUGGCUCUCAAUCCAGCUCACCCAAUUGAUCGACUUCAAGACAUCCUCAAAGAAACAGCCGCUCGGGUUGUCCUUUCUGGGACAGCUCAUGCUAGGAUUUUUCAAGGCAUGGCUCAAGUUGUAGUUGUCGACCAAGAUUCCAUGGACGAUAUUCCACUUCCAGCGGGAGACAACACCCCUGAAAGCUCAUUGGCGCAGCCCAGCAGUCCAGCAUUCAUUGUAUUCACAUCUGGCAGCACUGGAAAGCCAAAAGGAAUCAUGCUGGAGCAUCGCGCCCUCUGCUCGAGUGCCAAAUCUCAUGGAGCAGUGCUUGGAAUCAACAAUCAAUCCCGUGUACUCCAAUUUUCGGCUUACACAUUUGACGUGAGCAUCGGUGAAAUAUUUACUACGCUCAUGGCUGGCGGCACUAUUUGUGUGCCAUCAGAGCAAGACAGGAUGGAAAACCUCGCCGAAGCUGUACAAAUCAUGGAUGUAAAUUGGGCGUACCUUACUCCAACUGUUGCCAGUUUUCUGCACCCUGAUCAAGUCCCGACUUUGAAGACCUUGGCUUUAGGAGGUGAAGCCGUUAGACCUGAAAACAUUCGUGUUUGGGCUGACAAGGUCCACUUGAUUAAUAUUUACGGCCCAGCUGAAACCUCUAUUUGGUCGACUGCACUUGCUGGUCUCACGUCUACAACAUCUUCCAAUAAUAUUGGCCAUGGUGUAGGAGCAAAGAUGUGGCUCACCGACCCUACCGAUCCGCAACAAUUGUCCCCUGUGGGGUGUGUUGGCGAAAUCCUAAUUGAAGGACCAAUUUUAUCCCGCUGCUAUCUCAAUGAACCAGAGAAGACUAAGGCGGCCUUCAUUGAAAUGCCUCGCUGGGUUCGGGACAAAGCUUUCUUCACAUCGAAUGGAACACGUCGAUUCUAUCGAUCAGGAGACUUGGGCCGGUAUAACCACGAUGGAACUCUAGAAUUCCUUGGUCGCAGAGACACUCAGGUCAAGCUUCGUGGUCAACGCAUUGAACUUGGCGAAAUCGAGCACCACAUCUACGCCCAUCCGAAUGUCCAACAAGCAGCAGUCGUGGCACCUUGCUCCGGAUACUGUGAAUCAAGGCUGGUGGCUGUUUUGUCCGUCGUCCUCGAGAGACAGACCAUCGAGAAUGAUGCAGCACUUCAGCUUUUGAAUGGCGAGGAGCGUGAUGUAGCAGCUUCUUGGGUGUCAGAUAUCACACAUACUAUCAACACAAAGCUUCCAAGCUAUAUGGUGCCGACUACUUGGGUGGUAGUUGGAAGACUUCCUUUGAGUGUGUCUGGAAAACUCGACCGCAAGAUUGUGAAGCAAUGGGUUGAGCAGAUGGAUGAAGAAACUUAUCAAUCUGUUACCACAUCCACCGACCAAAAUAUCACUGACGUCGCAUCAAACGACAGAGAGGCCAAUAUUCAACAACUGUGGAGCCGUGUACUCAACCUGCCUCCGCAUCUCGUUACGAUGGGCCACUCCUUCCUAAGCCUCGGCGGUGACUCGAUUACAGCAAUGCAACUGGUUAGCCUUUUCCGAUCAGAGAACGUUGGCAGGGUCACCGUACGUGACAUCUUGCAGGCUCAGAGUAUCCCACAGCUGGCUCAAUCAACCUCAGCCCUAGGCACUACCAAACUUUCUGUAUCCGAUCCUGUUGACACACCUUUUGCUCUUACGCCUAUUCAGCAGUUCUACUUCGGCAUCGCUCCUCAAGCCAGCACUGCCUUUCAUCAAGCACUUGCUCUCCGAGUCAUGCGACCAGUUUGUUCGCAAGAAUUCAAAAAAGCCCUUGAGACGAUCGUGCAACGCCACUCGAUGCUACGCAGCAAAUUCUCUUUAGCUGAGACGGGCGAAUGGCAGCAGAUCAUUUCUUCCAACGUCACCGAGUCUUUCCGCUACCAAGUUCACAACAUUAGCGACCUAGCACAGUCUACCAACCUCGCAGCUGAAAGCCAGCAACUGAUCAAUGUCGAAUCGGGUCCGAUAAUGACUGUUGACCUAUUCAACGUUGAGGAUAGCGGCCAAGUCGUCUUCUUUGCAGCUCAUCAUUUGGCUAUUGAUCUUGUGUCCUGGCGCAUCAUGUUGUCUGAUCUCGAAAUGAUACUCGAAGGAAAAGCACUUGAAGCUCAUUCUCCGUUCCCCUUUCAGGCAUGGUCUAAGCUACAAGCAGAGUAUGCGAUUGAGUAUCUUGCUCCACAGAACGUUCUACCGGAAUCUUCUCAAAUACCAGCGGCCGAUUUCCAAUACUGGAGAAUGACCAACCAGCCGAACACGCUCAAUGAUGUCUUCCAUAGGAGCUUCACGCUUGACCCUGAAACUACCUCUGCUCUCCUUGGAAAGAGUAACAGAGUCUUAGGCACUGAGCCCGUUGACAUCUUCUUGGCUACUCUCCUAUUCUCAUUCGGCCGGACAUUUCCUGAUCGACAAGUUCCUCCAAUAUACAGCGAGAGUCAUGGACGCGAGCCCUGGAAUGCUGACAUUGACCUUUCUUCCACUGUUGGGUGGUUCACUACAAUCUCACCCACCACAGUUCCUGUCAGAACCACAGACAGCCUGUACGACGUCAUCCGUCGUGUUAAAGAUACUCGUCGUCAAAUACCCAAUAACGGAUGGCCGUACUUUACCUCUCGCUACCUCAAUCCCGACGGCAUCGAAGAAUUCAAGAACCAUUGGCCUAUGGAGAUCAUCUUCAACUAUCAAGGACAAUACCAACAGCUUGAGCGUCAAGAUGCACUUCUGCGCAUGGAAACCCUACCAACACCUUCUCUAGGCAAAGAUAUGCAACGUUUUGCACUCUUUGAUAUUUCAGUCGCAAUCGUUGGAGCGGUUGCCGAGUUUUCGUUUACCUACAACCGCCAUAUGGGUAUGAGAUCCAGGGUGCGAGACUGGAUGGAUGCAUUUGAACUCGCACUACAUAAUGCUACAAUGUGUAUGGAAUCAAGGGCACCCGAGCCCACCCUUACUGAUUUUCCGCUCAUAUCCAUGACCUACGCCGGACUAGACAAAAUGAGAGAUUCCUUAGUUAACGCUGGCAUUUCUUCCUUCGACAAAGUUGAAGAAGUUUAUCCAUGCUCACCCAUGCAGGAAGGCAUUCUCAUCAGCCAGCAAAGACUUCCAGGGACAUAUGAAAUUCAUAAUGUUGCCGAGAUUCGGUCUACUAGGAAAAACCAGUCGCCUUCAAUAACACGUCUCAUGUCCGCCUGGCAGAAGGUAGUGGAUCGUCACUCAAUGCUCCGAACAGUUUUCGUCAAGACAAAAGCUCGCGAUGGGCUGUUCGACCAGGUCAUGCUCAAGGAUGUGAUUGCAAACAUCAUUCAAAUCAAGUGCGAAGAUUCAGUUGCGCUAGCACUGCUCGAGAAGGUAUCUGGACUGAGUGUUAACGAUAACGUCCCCCUUCAUAAGCUCGUCCUUUGCGAAACAUCCUCUGGCAGAAUGUACUGCAAGCUCAUCAUCAGUCACGCCCUCACCGAUGCUGCUUCAAACACGAUCUUGUUCCGUGAUUUCACUGCAGCCUAUGGAGGGUUAUCUUGGGUCAGUCCAGCUCCUCUCUACCGCAACUAUAUCGCCUUUAUUCAGAAACUUCCAAUCAACGAGAGCAUAACCUACUGGAAGCAUUACCUCGCAGGUGUGACAACUUGUUCAUUCCCAGUUAUCGAUGGUAUUUCUACUGAUAAGGAGGAAGAAAAGGAGAUUACCUUGGACGUCGGGUCUCUUGAUAAAUUCCGAAGCUUCUCAAAAUCGCAUGGCUUAACUAUGAACAGCAUUUUUCUCGCUGUCUGGGGAUUGGUUCUGCGCUGCUACACCGGCUCUGACGAUGUUUGCUUUGGAUUCCUAUCCGCUGGAAGAGACGCAGAAGUCGACGGGAUCCAAGAUGCCGUCGGACCAUUUAUUAACAUGAUGGUGUGCAGGGUAGACAUGUCGGCCGACACUGCUCUAGUCAGCCUUGUGGAACAAGUGCAAGCCGACUUUAUAAACAGCGUGCAGCAUCAACAUGUUUCUUUGGCGAAGAUUCAUAAUAAUUUAGGUCUUUUCGGCAAGGCUUUGUUCAAUACUGCCAUUUCUUUCCAAAGCACUUCUGGGGAAGAGCGUCAUGCUAGUAAAUCCGAAAUUGCCUUCCAUGAGAUGGAAGGCCAAGAUCCUACAGAAUAUGAUGUUGGGGUCAGCAUAGGUGUAUCAAACAAGGAUAUUCUUGCGAUCCUCAAGUACAGAACCUCAAAAAUGUCGCCAGAGCAAGCUCAACAUGUUGCAUUCACUUUCAGAAAAGCACUAAACAACAUUCUUCUUACGCCGCAAGACACUGUUAAGAGCACUAACUUGUUUGAUGUUGGCCACAGCCAGCAAGUAAUGGAAUGGAACCACGCAGUCCCAGAAAAUAAAACAAUCUGCGCUCAUGAUGAGAUCAUGCGAAAUGCGGCAGAGUAUCCUGAUGCCCUAGCUAUCUGUUCCUGGGACGGUAACCUUACCUAUUCGGAGCUUGAUCAGGCCUCAAACCAUCUUGCUAACUAUUUGGUGGAUUUGGGGGUCGGACCCGAAGUGAUCGUUCCACUUUGCUUCAACAAAUCUCUAUGUGCCGUCAUUGCCAUGAUCGGCGUGAUUAAAGCUGGUGGAGGCCUUGUGUUCUUGGAUCCAUCGCAUCCAGUUGAGCGCCGCAAGCACGUCAUUGAUACUGUUGGAGCCAAGAUGGUAUUGUCAUCGCCAGAACACUCGGAACUAUUCUCAUCGGCCAUUGAAACCCACGUCGUCAGUGGUGAGACCUUGGAUGAUAUGACAUUCCGCCCCGAACCGCCAAUAACAGGCGUCAAACCUUCAAACGCCUUGUAUGUUAUCUUUACUUCUGGCAGUACUGGGACACCCAAAGGAUGCGUAAUCGAGCAUCAAAAUUUCUGCAGUGGAGUCAUGUACCAGAAGCCUUACUCCAACUUCAUUCAACGCGAUAGUCGCGUCCUUCAACUCGCUUCCUACACCUUCGACGUCAGCAUCAUGGAAAUCAUAUCUGCCUUGAUGAUUGGAGCCUGCAUCUGCAUGCCCAGUCAAGAAUCUAUUCAACGCUCCCUGACAGAAGCGAUCAAUGAUAUGCAAGUUACCUGGGCUUUCUUGACUCCUUCAUUAGCCCGCAUUAUCGACCCGGAUGAAAUCCCCAGCAUGCGAACUAUGGUCCUAGGUGGUGAAGCACUCUCCCGAACCGACAUCUACACAUGGGCACACAAACUUCAACUGGUCAAUGGCUACGGACCGUCCGAGUGCUCCGUCGCUGCAACUUCCAACCCUGACAUAAACAGUGCCACAGAUCCUGCAAACAUCGGUCGUCCAAUGGGGAGUAUAGCUUGGAUUGUUGAAGCCAACGAUCACAAUAAACUCGUUCCCAUCGGGGUGAGUGGAGAGCUGCUCCUCGAAGGCCCAAUUCUCUCUCGUGGCUACCUAAAUGAACCCGAAAAGACAGCUGCCGCAUUCAUUGAGAAUCCGGCAUUCCUAGCUAAUGAUGGAAAUACUCCACGCCGUCUGUACAAAACUGGCGAUUUGGUACGUAACAACCCUGACGGUACAAUCCAUUUUAUUGGACGCAAGGACACUCAGGUGAAGUUACGAGGACAGCGGAUUGAAUUGAGUGAAAUUGAGCAUCAUUUGUACGCCGAUGAUCGUAUCAACCAUGCCAUAGUCUAUCAGUCCAAAGAAGGUGCUUGCAGGGAUCGCAUUGUCGCCAUCUUGACGCUCAAAAAUAUCGUGCCGCUUGAAAAUCCAGAGGCACCAAGCAUUUCUUUAGUCAAUAAAUCCCAGCUUCGAACCUCCAAGGUCCGCAUUCAAGACAUUCAAGAUGCGCUUUCGGAACACGUCCCAGGAUACAUGGUUCCUACAGCCUGGUUUGUGCUGAAUCAGAUCCCACUCAUGGUGUCUGGUAAAUUGAAUAGGGUUGUUGUGCACAACUGGGUUCAAGCAAUGAGUCAAGAAGAUCUCGAAUCAAUCAUGGGUCUGUUUGAUGGAGAAGAUGAAGAAGAGGUGGAAAAUACAUUAGCCGUUGUGACUUCUGACGUUGAAGUGGUCAUUCAAGAUGCAUUCAGUAAAGUACUCAAGCUACCUCUGGACCAGGUACCAGCAAAUUUGUCCUUCUUGACACUUGGCGGCGACUCGAUCUCAGCUAUGCAAGUUAUGGGAAUCCUUCGUGAACAAGCUAUCGAUGUCUCCCUUCGCAACAUACUACAGAGCAAGAACAUUCCCCAACUCGCAGCUUCUGCAUCCACCGGUACCGAGUCAACAGUGGCCACAGCUGUUGAACAACAAAAUGUAGCCUUCCAGCUUUCGCCUAUCCAGCAAAUGUUCUUCGAGAUGUCCCCGGAUCCGAAUAUUCAGUUCAACCAGAGCUUCCUUCUCCGGAUUAACUCUACUGUCUCAGCCAUUGAAUUGAACGAAGCCAUAUAUGCUGUUGUUGAACGCCACUCAAUGCUUCGUGCACGUUUUAACCGUGACCAUACCGGCAAAUGGAUGCAGCAUAUCAGCUCCGACGUCGCCGGCUCAUAUCGUCUCCAGGUCCACAAGGCUGAAGAGAUCGACGAGCUUCUUCCUCUGGCCAACGCUACACAACGCUCCCUCAACAUUGAAAAUGGCCCACUCUUCGCGGCUGAUCUUGUCGACUUGGAUGGAGACGGACAAAUGAUAUAUCUAGUCGGACACCAUUUGGUAAUUGAUUUGGUAUCUUGGCGUAUUAUUAUGGGCGACCUUGCGACCCUGAUGCAAGGUCAGCCAUUAAGUCACCUGAAGCCAUUCCCAUUCCAAGCCUGGUCCGAACUACAGUCUGACUACGCGCGAGAGCAAUCAAUCCCUUCUCAAGUUAUGCCGCUUAAUAUUCCGGCUGCCAAUUACGCGUACUGGGGCAUGGAAGGCAAAUCAAACACUUUCCGGGAUACCGGCAGCGAACGCUUCAAACUUGAUGCAAGAGUCACCUCCAUGCUACUCGGAAGCUGCCAUAGAGCAUUACGGACAGAGACCAUGGACGUCUUACUUGCUGCUCUCAUACAAUCUUUCGAGGUCACAUUCGCCGACAGGGCUGCACCGGCAGUCUUUAGCGAAGGCCACGGCAGAGAGACAUGGAGUAACGAUAUCGAUCUCUCCCGAACCGUGGGCUGGUUCACAACUAUCGCUCCUGUUCAUGUACAGAGUGGUGAUGAUGUCCUUGACACUAUUCGCAAAGUCAAGGAUGUUCGACGCCGCAUGCCUGGCAAUGGCCUACAAUAUUUCGCAUCCCGAUUCUUAAAUCCCGAAUGUCGCGAGGCCUUUUCAAAACACUGGCCGCUUGAAAUCUUGUUCAAUUACCAUGGCCAAUUCCAGCAGCAACGUGGAGACGACUCUGACUUGCAGAUAAUCCCACUUUCAACGGAUGAUUUCAGCAAAGACAUGGAACGCCUCGCAUUGUUUGACAUCAACGCAACUAUAUCUGAUGGUGUCGCUGAAUUCACUUUGAUGUAUAACCAAAAGUCAGCACAUCAGGAGAAGAUCGCACAAUGGACGGCAAGCUUCCGUACGCUACUCUACCAAGCCGUCGUAAGGCUUGAAUACAUGACCGCCGAGUGGACACUAACUGACUUCCCACUCCUUGGAACGGACUUCGACUUGAAUCAACUGAUGAGACAACGCAUGCCCGCCCUCCGCAUCAAGAAUCUCGACCACGUCGAAGACAUCUACCCGUGUUCGCCAAUGCAGCAGUCCAUCCUCUCCGGCCAUGCGAAACGACGAGGCUUCUACGAAAUCUCCACCAUUUUCAAAUUGACCUCUAAAUCCUCGACACCAAUCGAUAUCCAACAGCUGCACUCAGCAUGGCAAGCUAUGAUAGACAGACACCCAAUCCUACGCACUCUAUUUAUUCUUUCAGUCUCGAGAUCCGCCCAGUAUGACCAAGUUGUGCUGCGUUCCGGUGCUGCAAAAGCCCGUCUCGAGCACUACAAUGCCAAGGUCGAAGGCGCCCAACUUGAAUCGUUGCCGGAACUUUCUCAACUACUUCCAAAUCCUCUCGAUGACGAUCCUGCAGCACUGCCACACCGCUUGACCACCGUAUCGACGCCAUCUGGCACUGUCUUCGUUCGUGCAGAAAUAUCGCAUGCGCUCAUCGAUGGCAUGACUUUGCAGACUCUGCUUGACGAGUUUAGUGCCGCCUACUACGGCACCAUAAACCAUAUCUCUGCCCCAAAAUACAUCGAGUACAUCGAGCACGUUCAAUCACAAUCAAACUCUGAUGACGAUAUAGCAACAAGACAGUAUUGGGCCGCCUACCUCCACGAAUUUAACGGGGCUUCUAGGCUUCCUGCUAUCCUAACAUCCAAGGACAAAUCUGCAGUCAGAGAACUACGCACCUCCCACGUUCCCAUACUUCCCUCUCUAGAUGCACUUAACGCAUUCUGCAAAAACAACAGCGUGACCCUUUCCUCUCUCCUUCGUGCGACAUGGGCUCUGCUACUCUCCUCCCACACGCAAGCCCGACAGGUAUCGUUCGGCUACAUAAUCUCCGGGUCUGAAACCUGCAUGACGCGGAUCGGCGAAGCAGUGGGCCCAUUUUUCAACUUGCUGCCCUGCUGUUUAAAUAUCGAGAAGCAGGAGAGAAUUAUGGAGGUUCUUUCGAAAAUGCAACAGGAUGCUACUGCUGCAAUACCAUAUCAGGAUGCAUUCGUUAAGGAUAUCUGCGAUGCGAAGGGUGUUUAUAAUUCGAUUUUCAACUUCAGAAAGUAUGCAAGCGGCGAUACUACCACCGAUAGCCUCAACGGUAUAGAAGAAACCGAGGAUCACAUUGAGUGGAAGCCAAUUAAGACGCACGAUCCUUUCGAGUAUGAUAUUGCUGUUGAGGUCCUGGAAGCUGGGGGUUUGGUGUCAGUGGAGUUGAAGUGGUGGGUUGGUGGAAUUGGGGAGAAGCAGGCGGGUAGUCUAGCAGAAGGAUAUAAGAAAGUUUUAGAAGCUAUGUUGAGCAGGGGUGAUAUGGUUGUUGCUGAUUUGGGGAAGGUUGUUGGAUAA
Molecule: messenger RNA, 40698 nt
Organism: Venustampulla echinocandica
Lineage: Eukaryota; Fungi; Ascomycota; Leotiomycetes; Helotiales; Pleuroascaceae
Exons: 3
Coding region: 1-40698 (13565 amino acids)
Biological process (GO): amino acid activation for nonribosomal peptide biosynthetic process; secondary metabolite biosynthetic process
Cellular component (GO): cytoplasm
Molecular function (GO): catalytic activity; phosphopantetheine binding
Source: RefSeq, a predicted model, not a curated record